ACGCAACGGUUGUUAUGUUUCCGUCACAAAGCACCAGUUUACGUCAAAAAGCUCCCACAAAUUUGUACCCAGUGUAAUUUACCUUUCCAGAUUUAAUUCAAAAAAAUGUCGAUUAUCGCAAUCACACACCACGACGAAAACAUAAACAACAUAAUCAUAAAACCCGAAUAUCAAUAUGAAGGCGUCCGUGAAGCGUUAAAAACCAAGAUAAAAGCCCGUCUAAAAGCAACCCCUGCAACAAACAUAGGUAUCAAACGACACGCAACAAUGGGCUUAGCCCAAGAAACACCCCCAGAUCCGUGCGAUUUUCUCAAAAAACGCUCCGGAAAAUUAUCCUACAGCCAAAAAUAUCAAAUGAAAGAAACGCCAAUGAAACAGUUUUGUCAGAGAAAACAGCGACUGUUUCCGACCAAAGAGGACAUCGUUCAGUACAACAAUAGGAAAAAGGAAGAGGCCAUCAAGGAGAAAAAUUUUAUUUCGGAAAAUAUUAAAACUGUGUUGAAGAUGAAACCGAAAGAACCGGAACCUAGAGUUGUUCUAGAACCGCACGGUGAAUCUAAACGAUUGAUCGAUGGUUUGGAACCAAUUUAUAUCAAGUCGAGUGCGUUCGGCAAAACGCCCGGAUAUUUGCAAUCUUUGAUUAAGAAAAGAGAGAAAUUGCACCAAAUGCAAAAGGAUGCACGAGGUGUGGAAAAGCCGAAAUGUCGCUACAUAAGGAGAGACGAAAGAGAGGAGUUAUUAGAGGGACUGAAACACAACUGGGAGGAAUUACAGAAACAAUACCAGGGCCUGCCCAUUUUAACGGACACUAUCCCCAAAAUAAACAGAAAAUCGAAACUAGAAGCGGAACUAAAGCAAUUAGAAAAAGAUAUAGUACUAGUGGAAAGACAUCCUUAUAUUUAUGUAUACGACGAUAACAUACUAUCUGUAAAUUAAUAAAAUAAUUGUAUAAAUUGUAA
Messenger RNA from Tribolium castaneum (red flour beetle), 959 nucleotides. RefSeq lists its product as uncharacterized. The record is from RefSeq and is a predicted model, not a curated record. The coding region runs from base 106 to 936 and encodes 276 amino acids. Gene Ontology annotation, cellular component: acrosomal vesicle. Gene Ontology annotation, molecular function: calmodulin binding. The transcript is spliced from 2 exons. Lineage: Eukaryota; Metazoa; Arthropoda; Insecta; Coleoptera; Tenebrionidae.